This is a messenger RNA of Exophiala dermatitidis NIH/UT8656, 1248 nucleotides long. RefSeq lists its product as uncharacterized. Bases 1 to 1248 code for a protein of 415 amino acids. The transcript has a single exon. The record is from RefSeq and is a predicted model, not a curated record. NCBI's taxonomy places the organism in Eukaryota, Fungi, Ascomycota, Eurotiomycetes, Chaetothyriales, Herpotrichiellaceae.
AUGUCAAUGGUACCUUCGGCAUGUGCACAACAAGACUUGAGUUCAAGGUCGCAACCGAACCUGUUUCAAGAGCUGGCGGAGAAAGGAGAAAUCCACAUCGACACGCGGGAGCCGCCGCAAUCGCGACAUAUGCACUUACUACAGGAGCGACAAGUCGGUGACAGUGAGAGCACUGUGCCCACGACAGCGAUUACACCAACCUCGACGCAGCCAGACACCGAUGCGGCUGUCAUUGUGACCGACGCAGUGGCAACAGCCGCAAGUGCAAUCAGCACCGACACCUCAGCCCCAUCCAAUCACCCAGACGCAGUAUCAACCUCGAUAUCACCCACCGUAACAGUCGUCACAACACCACUCCCCUCGCCCUUCGACACAUCUCUCGGCAGCAACUUCACCGACUCAUCCUGUCCCAAAUUUUUCUCGAAAUUCUUGUCAAACACGACAUUCCAAUCCUGCGUACCCAUCUCAUUGCUCCUACAAAACUCAAAUUCCUUUUUCCGCGCCGAACGCUCCGCGACUCUACUCACUCAAACUCUGGACUCGGCCUGUGCUGCGCCCCUGGCAAUUUGUUCUCCAUUGAUGGCCAAUCUUGCCGCUCAGCUGAUCGAUGAUUCCCAUUGUGGCCAGGAUUUCAAGAACCAGAACCCGCUUGUGGCUCAGGCGUAUGCAGGUCUAGUGGCUUAUGAACCUAUUUACAGUGCUACUUGUCUUCGUGCGACUGGACCUACCGACGGUACUAGUAGUACUGAAGACGAGGCAAACAAUAAGAACAGCAACAGCGCGCCUUAUUGUUUCACCCAAGCAAUCACAAACACCACCAACUCCGCCGACGCCUACGUCUACUAUAUCCCACUGGGCCUGAGCUUGCCGGUAGAAUCAGAUAAGCCAAGCUGCACCCAAUGUCUCCGCGACACAAUGAAGAUCUUUGCGGGCUAUGCGGAGAACAAAGCCCAGCCUCUGUCGAGGACUUAUUUGCCUGCUGCGACGCAGGUCGAUGCGGGAUGCGGUGGCGGGUUUGUCGCGACAGACAUCAAGGUUGGGUCGAAGAAACCUCAUUCAAAUGGUGGGACUGUCUCGAGAAGGAGUGGUUUUGGCUCUGUCUUUCCGGAUCGAUGUCGAGGUGGUGGUGGCGGUGGUGGUGGUGGAGGAGGAGGAGGAGGCUCCAGCUUGCUAUCGCUGGCGUCGUGGUCGAUGUUGAUAUUACUAGCUUGUCACAGUCUGCUCUGGCGUGUGGUCUUGGUCUUCUGA